Pteropus alecto (black flying fox) is the source of this 905-nucleotide messenger RNA. It is a transcript of the gene NTMT2, whose product is annotated as methyltransferase like 11B. Gene Ontology annotation, molecular function: N-terminal protein N-methyltransferase activity. The transcript has 4 exons. Gene Ontology annotation, biological process: N-terminal protein amino acid methylation. The record is from RefSeq and is a predicted model, not a curated record. Lineage: Eukaryota; Metazoa; Chordata; Mammalia; Chiroptera; Pteropodidae. Bases 54 to 905 code for a protein of 283 amino acids. Gene Ontology annotation, cellular component: cytoplasm.
ACACAGCCAGGCAAGCCUCCUUCCUCCGCGGGAAUAACAGCAGCCCCUUCUGCAUGGCCCACCUGGGAGCCCAUUUCGCAUUUCGAUCCCGCUGGCAGAAGACCGACGAUGAACUCUGUCGACACAGCAUGUCCUUCAUCCUUCACAAAGCCAUUCGUGAUGACUUCUUUCAGAGCUAUCUCUACCUGCUGGAAAAAAUUCCCCUGGUGAAACUGUAUGCUUUGACGAGUCAAGUCAUCAAUGGUGAGAUGCAGUUCUAUGCCAGAGCUAAACUCUUCUACCAAGAAGUACCAGCUACGGAAGAGGGUAUGAUGGGAAAUUUCAUUGAACUAUCCAACCCAGAUAUCCAGGCUUCUCGGGAAUUUCUUAGGAAAUUUGUUGGGGGGCCCGGGGGAGCCGGAACGGACUGCGCCCUGGACUGCGGCUCCGGGAUAGGACGGGUCAGCAAGCACGUCUUGCUGCCGGUUUUCAACAGCGUGGAACUGGUGGACAUGAUGGAGUCGUUCCUCCUGGAAGCCCAGAACUACCUGCAGGUCAAAGGAGAGAAGGUCGAAAGUUACCACUGCUACAGCCUGCAGGAGUUCACGCCCCCACUGGGGAGAUACGAUGUCAUCUGGAUCCAGUGGGUCUCCGGGUACCUAACCGAUAAAGACCUUCUUGCAUUUCUCUCCCGGUGCCGAGAUGGCCUGAAAGAACGCGGUGUCAUCAUCCUGAAGGACAAUGUGGCUCGCGAGGGCUGCGUCCUAGAUCUCUCUGACAGCAGCGUGACUCGGGACAUGGACAUCCUCCGGAGCCUCAUUGGGAAGAGUGGGCUGCAGGUGCUGGGCCAGGAGAAGCAGGACGGCUUUCCGGAGCAGUGCGUCCCCGUGUGGAUGUUCGCACUGCACAGUGACGCGCGCUCCUGA